This is a messenger RNA of Chionomys nivalis (European snow vole), 312 nucleotides long. RefSeq names its product PMIS2 transmembrane protein (gene Pmis2). Gene Ontology annotation, cellular component: intracellular membrane-bounded organelle; membrane. The transcript has 2 exons. Lineage: Eukaryota; Metazoa; Chordata; Mammalia; Rodentia; Cricetidae. The record is from RefSeq and is a predicted model, not a curated record. Bases 1 to 312 code for a protein of 103 amino acids.
AUGGCUACAGCCCCACCAGGUGCCCCUGCAGAGCCAGCAGCUCCCAAAAAUAAAAGGCAACUAGACCGUCCACAGACUGAGGAAGAACUAGCGUUUUAUGCUCGGAAUCACUUAAUCAUGACGAUCUGUGCAGUGAUUCUUUUCCCACCCUUUGGAUUGGCAGCCCUCUACUUCAGCCGCCAGACCGACGAGGCCAAUAAGUGCAGCGACUGGGAAGACGCGUAUAUCAACUCAACUCGAACUAUAUGGAUGGAUGUAUUCGCCAUUCUCAUGGGUUUAGCCCUCAUCUACACAUAUGUCCUACUUAUAUGA